CACGCAUGAUUUAUUUUGCAUAGUACAAAAACGUGGCGAUAUGCUGCCAGUUGGCCAUGGUGAUGUUCAUUUUUACAAUUGUACGCAAAUGCAGCAUUUGGGUAGUACUUUCAAUCAGUCCCCAAUUUCAAACGACUUUCCAUGAUAGUGUUUGAUAGGAGAUAUCGAUUAAAAAAUCAACAUGUUUUUCUAUAUGUGUGGCGUCUAACCAACAAUUUUGUUUUGCCUACAACAUCGGAAAAUGUUUUGUGGGGUAUUUAAAUGAACAAUUCUAGCACUUUCACAACUUUUUCUCGCUUUCAGUAUUCCUAGUAGCACCAAGCAUCUGAGAUAGAAACAGAUUUUAAAGCCAAAUUUGACGUGAUAUUAGAACGACACUGUUUGAAACAACAUCAGAUAAUAGGCCUAAUAGCUAAUAAAGAUAAGCACCAGCGUUAGUGGUUUCCAUUGGCAACCGAACCCGUGCUCACGAGGACAACUGCUCGCGCACCGGGACCGUCCCGUACAGACAACAGAGGAGACUGAGCCGGGAAGGGGUUUACCGAUAUGUGACGCUUGUUACGACUGACUGGAUGAUGUUGCGAUCAGGGCUGUUGGUUCCAGACCAUCUGUUGCAAGACUCCCUGUUCUUCUUGUCUUUGAAGAUAGUUCUGUAUGACUGGCUGUGAAGAGAGAAAAACAGACGCUAGAGCCAGCUGCCUGAUCAUGAGUGCCCUGGUUCAACCUGGAGUCAAAGUUUCAGAGCUGUGUGAGGAUGGAGACAAGCUUCUUGAGGCCGGAGAGCUGGGGAGGGCUACCUCCCUCUACAUGUCUGCCUUCAGGACUCACGCCACCUCCACCGUGUCCCACAUGCGGAAAUUGGAAAAGUCCAGCCUGAUUGGGGUGAUCUCUACCCUAGAAAGUUGGCUUGACAGUUAUGGGGAGAACAAGCCUGCUGAAAGUUUUAAUAAAGGUCUGGCCGCUGUGUUUCUGUCCACACUCUGCCCCAACAAUCUGACAGCAACCGUUUUCAAAAUGGAGUCUCUUCUUCAGAGUGGCGGGCAUGGCUGCGAGGAGAUUUUUGCUCGCUGCACUGCUCUGCUUGAAGGGAAGAGAAACCCGCCUCCAGAAGGUUUCUCUCGCAUGGUGUUGGAGAUAACUCGUGCUCUGUCCUGCUUGUUCGCAGAGCCCCACACUAUUAAAGGCCUGAAGCUUUACCUUAAAGCUUACCAGAAAAACAAAUCUGAAAUUGUCACGCUGGUGAAGACCAGACAGGCUCAGCACCUAUCAAAAAUAGUGAAGGCCUUAACUGUCCAAAUGAUGCACAUGCAUCCUUCUCUGAUGUUUGACAGUGAGUGGGCAGUGACAACAAAGGAGAAUGAUAAGCUUAGUGUAGAGGCUACUGCUUUAAUGAUGGAGUUUUUGUUGGCUAUCUCACCCGGUAAUAGAAAAGUACAGGAACUUCAAGCAGUGCAUAUGUUUUUGACAGGCAGGUUUGGGGACAGUGCAGAAGUGUACUCUGCUCUCUUACAUCAUGGUCAUUGUCAGAAAAUGUCAGAGAGCAGUACUGACAAGUCAUUCCAAGACAGUCCUGAGAGGAGAGCUUGGCUCUUAACCGGUCGAGCAGCUGCCUGCUUCUCAGCAGGUGGACGGACUGCAGAGGCAUGUGGGGAUCUGGGAGAGGCAUUUGAGAUCCACCCUGCCACUGCCAGAAUUUAUUUCCAAAAGCUCUUCACAGAUCAUGGUGCAGGGGUGGCUGCUCGCAACCAUCUCCGUCAGCAGGCAGAGAGGGGCCUGCAUGGUUACAGAGAGAGGGUUCUCCUCCGUCCAGACCUGCGUUCCACAGAAGGAGUUGAACUGUUGGACCCUGUGAUCACUCAGUUACGGACUCUGUGCCUUUUAGAGCCUGACGGGGGAGGCAGAGAGCUGCGGGUACGACUGGCUGACUGUCUUCUCCUUAGAGGGGAACACAAAGAGGCCCUCUCUAUCUGUAGCCAGCUAGCUGCCACCCAAAGUCAGCAGAGCUAUCAAAACACAGUGCAGGUUCUUUGUGGAUAUGCAAGACUUCUCUCUGACGACCACAAGGGGGCGUUAGAAGACUUCCAGGCUGUGAUUGAACACAAUGCCCCUCAUCCCUCCAGCUGUGUGCGGGCGCUGUGUGGCAGGGGGCUCCUGCGCAUGAUGGGUGGCUUAAACUACCUCACAGCUCUAGACUAUGUGACAGCCAGCAGGCUGCAUCCUCAGGAAGCAGCACUGACUGUUCGCUGCUUGGUGCCAUGGAACUGCCGGGGGCUGCUCUUUACUGUUUUAUUGGAGCAGGGACGAGUCAUGCUGGAGGGGACUGGAGAGCACAAAUCCAAGUCCAGAUCCACUGAAGACUCCCAGCAUCUCCAGCAGGAGGAUCAGCUGAAUGUCAUGUCAAAGAGAGACAACCACAGAUCAGGGACUCCUGCUGGUGUCCACUCCCUGGCUCUGCUGCUGAUGGAGCUCCAGCCAGGUGCUGAUGGGCCUCAGAUCCUGGCAGCUGAUGCUUUGUACCAGCUUGGCCGAGUCGAGGAGGCCUACCGGCUGCUGCUCUCUGUCGGGCCCACCGGUCCUCGGGCCCCCGUUCUGGCUCGCCUUGCCCUGCUGCAGCUGCACAGAGGCUUUCUUUAUGAUACCAAUCAGCUUCUGAAAAAGCUCAUUCAGCGUGGGGAUACCAGCUGCUUGCGUCCUCUGUUAGCGGUGGCACAACAGAAGGAUCGUGCACUUUUGCAGGGACACUGCCACUCUGCUGCAAAAUGCAUCCUGGAAGGCACGAGAGUGGAGAGUGCUGUCAGGGAGGCUGUGGCUUAUCUUUCCAUCGCUAUCAUGGCAUCUGGUGGUGAGGCAGCAGACUCCUUGUUGGAAAGAGCGAGGUGUUAUGCCCUGCUAAACCAACGAAAGACUGCCAUCUUUGAUUUCAGUGCCAUUCUGAAGGAGCACCCAAAACAUGUUCAGGCCCUCUGUGGACGAGGCUUCACCUAUCUCCUGCUGAAUCAACAACAGGAAUGCACUCAUGAUAUCUUGGCAGCACUUCAGAUAAACACUGACAUGGUCACCAAAGACAUCCUAUCACUCAAAGACAAGGCACGGAAGCUGGUCGGUGAUUGGCUGCAUCAGUUCUGUCGAACCAAUCUGUCAGACAUCCUGGUCACUAAUGCUGUGCCCUGCCACGAAGAACAGCUCAGAGAGGCUUUUAUAAUCGGUGGAGCUCUGAUGAGGACUGACUGCAGAGACCCCCGAUGGCAUCUGCUCUAUGUGGACAUACUGUUAGCCAAAGGUGAAGUUGAGGCUGCAAGCGUUCAUCUCUGCCAGGUGUUUGGUCAGGAUCCAAGAGAUGCAGUGGCCCAGGCCAGGGUGGGUGUGGUGGAGGCUUGGCAACAGAAUUACCGCAGCGCAGCUCGCAGGCUCAGCAAACUGACUGAGAAAGAUCCGUUAAGUCUGGACUUCUUGCUGGCCCUGAUCCCAUUCAGUCAGCGAAAACGCAUGGCACAGGCAGCAGCACAGGAGGCCAGCAGUGUGUCAUCAGCUGGCCAGUGGGAUCAGGCUCUCACACUCCUGACUGUAGCAGUACAAGCAGUGGGCAGUCACAGACUCCAGUAUCUUCGCCAGCGCGCUGCCUGCCUCGCUCAGCUGGGUUUACACAAGCAGGCUGUAGCUGACCUAGACCGAGUUAUUCAGAAACACGGUGGAUCCGACUCCAGCUGCUCAGAUGACCCCCAAGUCUGGGCGGAGGACCUGUGUCGGCGAGGUCGCAGCCUGGUGCUCUGUUCCAGAGAAGGAGCAGCUCUGGAGGACUUCACUCAGGCCCUGGAGCUCCACAAGGACCAGGCAAUCCUGUGCGUGGAGGCUGGCCUGGGGAGGCUGCAUCUGGCUGAGUGCUUCCUGCGGGGGGCGCUGCAGCACUAUGGGGAGCAGCAGCUGAGUAAAGCUUGGACAUUAAUUGAAUGUGGUCUCACUGUGGACAGUGAGAACGCAGAGCUCCGCAGACUGAGGGCAAGAGUGAAACGGGAAGUGGCCAGCCCCUGCAAUGUCAACUAGUGUUGAUAGUCAGAGUGAAACAGAACACAGGAUGUAGCCAUGUCAGUGCCUGUACCUUAAAUUGUCUUAUGGUGGAGACACUGAUGAAAACUGUUGAGAAUUCUCCCACACUUUUAUUAGACAUGUUUGUGGUUCUUUGAGAACACGGUGCUUUUAUUUGUAUUAUGUCUUCCAAGUUCUAAUUAAGGAUUAACAACAGUGUUUGUUGUUGUAGUCAAUAUCUUUAAAAUCACAGCACAGCAUAUAUUAUAUAUAUUGAUUAUAAGAGGGGUAAGUGAAUUGUAGAGUUUCUCAACACCACAAUUUUAUUGAAUGUU
Molecule: messenger RNA, 4358 nt
Organism: Seriola aureovittata
Lineage: Eukaryota; Metazoa; Chordata; Actinopteri; Carangiformes; Carangidae
Gene: ttc34
Product: tetratricopeptide repeat domain 34
Exons: 9
Coding region: 655-4041 (1128 amino acids)
Molecular function (GO): protein binding
Source: RefSeq, a predicted model, not a curated record